Messenger RNA from Populus euphratica (Euphrates poplar), 897 nucleotides. Its product is annotated as auxin-repressed 12.5 kDa protein. The record is from RefSeq and is a predicted model, not a curated record. Bases 116 to 463 code for a protein of 115 amino acids. The transcript is spliced from 4 exons. Lineage: Eukaryota; Viridiplantae; Streptophyta; Magnoliopsida; Malpighiales; Salicaceae.
CCCUAAGUUCACUCCCUUUAUCCGCUGCUAGCCUAAAACUACGCCGUAUUUGUAAACGGUCGGUGUCUCUUUCCUCAAAUUUCGUCGUUUUUUUUUUCUUUUUCUAACGUGCGCCAUGAGUCUUCUUGAUCAUCUCUGGGACGACACCGUUGCUGGUCCUCUUCCGGACAACGGCCUCGGGAAGCUCCGGAAGAAACCGAGCUACGGCCUCCGGCCAAACUCCGGCAAGGAAUCUGAUGGUAGUGGUGGUAGCGUGAUGAGGUCGUACGGUGGUGAAGCGACGACGGAGGAGACGAAGAAAGUGACAAGGAGUAUCAUGAUAGUAAGACCACCGGGAUACCAGAAUAACGGCUCCUCUGCCACUCCCCCGGCGUCACCAGCUGGUUCUUCUCCUCCGCUGUCUCCUUUCUCUGGGUUUGGUUGGCAUAUCACAUCAAGAUUACGUGUGAUGGAUAAUGACUGAUAAUGUGGGAGAAGUGAGGAUGAGUGAACCUGGUGGUCACUGACUUCAACCGAUUGUAUUUUGUUAAGGAAGCAGAGAGUCCUUUCGGUUUCGAAGAAGGUCUACGUCGGACGCAUACGAGAAGACAACCGAGAUUGGACCCAGAAUUCCUACUUCUCCUUACGGCGAAUGAUAUAUGAGCCUUUUACAUCUUCUCCGGCAUCUCCACGUAUUCUCUCACCUCUCUACGUCCUGUUUGUUUGGGUUUGUAGUGAAGUAGUAUAUCCAAGUGCGUGUUUUUGUGUAGUUGAUAAAACUGCUGCGUUUCGAACCUUAUGCCUUCGUGUUGAUGGCCAGUGAAACUGGUGGUGAGUUGUAAUAUAUAUGUAGAGUUGGUAUUCCACGAUGCAGCUUCUCGUUGUCUAUCUGUAUUUGUAGCUCUUCUCAUUUUCGUC